This is a messenger RNA of Ochotona princeps (American pika), 1368 nucleotides long. RefSeq names its product keratin 35 (gene KRT35). Lineage: Eukaryota; Metazoa; Chordata; Mammalia; Lagomorpha; Ochotonidae. Bases 1 to 1368 code for a protein of 455 amino acids. The record is from RefSeq and is a predicted model, not a curated record. Gene Ontology annotation, molecular function: structural molecule activity. The transcript has 7 exons.
AUGGCUUCCAAGUGCCUCAAAGCUAGCUUCUCAGCGGGGUCUCUCAAGAGCCCGGGCAGGCCCAGCGGGGGCUCUCCUCGCGUGUCCGCGAUGUACUCCAGCAGCUCCUGCAAGCUCCCCAGCCUCUCCCGGGGCACGCGAAGCUUUUCGGCGUUUUCUGCAGGGCUGGGUAGAAGCAGUUACAGGGUGGCCAGCUGCCUCCCCACCCUCUGCCUGCCCGCCGGAGGCUUCGCCAUCAGCUAUGGCGGGGGUGGAGGCUGGUUUGGGGACGGAAUGCUCACGGGCAGCGAGAAGGAGACCAUGCAGUCCUUGAACGACCGCCUGGCCAGCUACCUGGAGAAGGUGCGUCAGCUGGAGCGGGACAACGCCAGCCUGGAGAGCCGCAUCCGUGAAUGGUGUGAGCAGCAGGUGCCUUACAUGUGCCCUGACUACCAGUCCUACUUCCAGACCAUCGAGGAGCUCCAGAAGAAGACCUUGUGCAGCAAGGCAGAGAAUGCCAGGCUGGUGGUGCAGAUCGACAAUGCCAAGCUGGCUGCUGAUGACUUCAGGACCAAGUACGAGACGGAGGUGUCGCUGCGGCAGCUGGUGGAGGCCGACAUCAACGGGCUGCGCAGGAUCCUGGAUGAUCUGACCCUGUGCAAGGCCGACCUGGAGGCACAGGUGGAGUCGCUGAAGGAAGAGCUGCUUUGUCUCAAGAAGAACCAUGAGGAGGAGGUGAACUCACUGCGCUGCCAGCUGGGUGACCGGCUCAAUGUCGAGGUGGAUGCUGCCCCUCCUGUGGACCUGAACCGGGUUCUGGAUGAGAUGAGGUGCCAGUACGAAACCCUGGUGGAGAACAACCGGCGUGAUGCUGAAGACUGGUUCGACACUCAGACAGAGGAGUUGAACCAGCAGGUGGUGUCCAGCUCAGAGCAGCUGCAGUCCUGCCAAGCUGAGCUCAUUGAGCUGAGACGCACGGUCAAUGCCCUGGAGAUCGAGCUGCAGGCCCAGCACAGCAUGAGGGAUGCGCUGGAGUCUACCCUGGCCGAGAGCGAGGCUCGUUAUAGCUCUCAGCUGGCCCAGAUGCAAUGCAUGAUCGGCAACGUGGAGUCACAGCUGGGUGAGAUCCGGGCGGACCUCGAGCGGCAGAAUCAGGAGUACCAGGUGCUGCUGGAUGUGCGGGCUCGACUGGAGUGCGAGAUCAACACGUACCGCGGCCUGCUGGAGGGCGAGGACUGCAAGCUCCCCAGCAACCCGUGUGCCCCUGACUACUCUCCCUCCAAGUCCUGCCUCCCAUGUCUUCCUGCGGCCUCAUGCAGCCCAGGGGCCAUUCGCGCCACCAGCAGCCCCCGCCCCAUUUGUGUGCCCUGCCCAGGGGGCCGGUUCUGA